GGUGUGCAGAGGGAGAGACGGCGUCCCGCCGUGGCCCCGUGGGGACACUGCAUUGCUUUGGGUGUUUCUGGGCUCCAGUGCUGAGCAAUGCCGCAUUUUGGGGCCGCCUCUUGCUCCCGUGCUCACGCGGUGGUGUUUGGACUGCGAACACAGCAAGGGAAAUUUAUGGCUUGGAGGAGGAGGGGGGAAGAAAAGGAAAGAAAUCACACGCCCAGAUGCAGCGGUUCCGCGGGUGUUUGUUCAGCUUCGUGGAAAAUCUCCUCCCGGUGGGGAGCGUGGAACAGCCGUGUUGGCGCCGCGAUUCUCCGGCGUGGGGACAGGGCUGGAUGGGGACAGGGCUGGAUGGACACCCUGUGCCAGAUGGGUGUUGCUGGACUCGGUGCCGUCUCCAGGGCCGCCCCCUGAACCCCUCAUCUCACCCCGUUUGCCCUCGGGGCUGGGUGCUGCUCUGCUGUCAGAUGCACCACAUGUCUGCGCCCCGUCCCACCGCCCCGCACAGUGCGCCAGGUGCCGUGCCCCACACUCCCACCCCACUGUGGGGUCCAGACACAUCCCAGAAAGGUCCCCGUUGUGCCCUACCCACCCAGGUGCCGCUCACCACCCGCCCUGUCCCCGCAGACCCCGCCGCACCACGGGCUGCCACCAUGCCCGACUCGCCGGCCGACGUCAAGACGCAGCCCAGGUCCACGCCGCCCAACAUGCCGCCGCCGCCGCCCGCCGUCACGCAGGGAGCCACGCGUCACCCCUCCUUCACACCCAGCACCAAUCGAGACGCUGUCCCUCCGACGUUUCUUCCUCGCGGCCGUUUUCAUGGUUGCUUGAAAUGGUCGAUGGUCUGUCUCUUGAUGAACGGCAGCAGCCACUCGCCCACCGCCAUCAAUGGGGCCCCGUCCACCCCCAAUGGGUUCAGCAACGGGCCGGCCACCUCCUCCAGCGCCUCGCUGUCCACCCACCAGCUCCCACCAGCCUGUGGAGCCCGGCAGCUCAGCAAACUCAAGCGGUUCCUCACCACCCUGCAGCAGUUUGGCAAUGACAUCUCGCCUGAGAUUGGGGAGCGGGUGCGCACCCUCGUCCUGGGGCUCGUGAACUCCACGCUGACCAUCGAGGAGUUUCACGCCAAGCUGCAGGAGGCCACCAACUUCCCACUGCGGCCCUUUGUCAUCCCCUUCCUGAAGGCCAAUCUGCCCCUGCUGCAGCGUGAGCUGCUGCACUGCGCCCGCAUGGCCAAGCAGAGCCCGGCGCAGUACCUGGCGCAGCACGAGCAGCUGCUGCUGGAUGCCAACGCCUCCUCACCCAUCGACUCCUCCGAGCUGCUCCUGGAGGUCAGCGAGAGUGGCAAGAGGAGGACACCAGACAGGACCAAAGAGAACGGUUUGGACCGCGACCCCCUGCACCCCGAGCACCUCAGCAAGCGGCCGUGCACCAUGAGCCCGGCGCAGCGCUACAGCCCCAGCAACGGGGAGCCACCCCCCCAACGGGCUGCCCCCCCCCCCCCUGGCCCCCCGCCCCAGCACUACCGCCUGGAGGACAUGGCCAUGGCGCACCACUAUCGCGACACCUACCGCCAUGCCGACCCCCGUGAGCGCCCACGGCCCGCUGUGCAUGGGGCGCGCCAGGAGGAGGUGAUCGACCACCGGCUCACCGACAGGGAGUGGGCAGAGGAGUGGAAGCACCUCAACAACCUGCUAAACUGCAUCAUGGACAUGGUGGAGAAGACACGGCGGUCGCUGACGGUGCUGCGGCGGUGCCAGGAGGCCGACCGUGAGGAGCUCAACCACUGGAUCCGCCGCUACAGCGACGCCGAGGACAUGAAGAAAGGCAGCCCCCCCUCCGCCCGGCCCCACAACAGCUCCUCCAGCUCCGAGGCACCCCAGUUAGAUGCGCACCGGGAUUUUGCACCGCGGCCGCUCUCGGGGUACAUGCCUGAGGAGAUCUGGAGGAAGGCUGAAGAAGCCGUGAAUGAGGUGAAGCGGCAGGCCAUGUCCGAGCUGCAGAAAGCUGUGUCGGAUGCUGAGCGCAAAGCCCACGAGCUGAUCACCACUGAGCGCGCCAAGAUGGAGCGGGCGCUGGCUGAGGCCAAGCGGCAGGCAUCCGAGGAUGCCCUCACAGUCAUCAACCAGCAGGAGGACUCCAGUGAGAGCUGCUGGAACUGCGGGCGCAAAGCGAGCGAAACCUGCAGCGGCUGCAACACCGCCCGCUACUGCGGCUCCUUCUGCCAGCACAAGGAUUGGGAGAAGCACCACCACGUCUGCGGGCAGACUCUGCAAGGGCUGCCGGCCCCCUCCGUCCCCACAGGCGUGGGGCAGCCCGAGGCGGUGCCCCCCAUGGCCAGCAGCCCCAGCGACGCCGGCUCAGCAGGCGCAUCUCGUGCCGGCACACCGGGGACCCCGGCGCCACUGGAGAGCGCAUCGCGCUGAGCGCGGACUGACGCCCAUGGCAGCUCUCUGCUCCCACACUGGGUGACCUCCGAACCGACCUCGAGCUCUCAGAUAAUCCUCACGGAUCCUCAAACUGGGCUUUACGUGGAGUUAAGGCAACUACCCAUUGUUCUCUGUUCUCUCUUCGGUCUUUGUUUUUUGGCUUUUUUUUUUUGGUUGCUUUUUUUUUUUCCCCCAUCCUUUGGGCUGUUCCUUGCUACCCGGUGGCUUUUGGCAUUUUUUUCUAUCCAUUUUUCUUUUUUUUUUUUUUUUUCCCCUCGUUUCUGGAUGAGGAGC
Lagopus leucura (white-tailed ptarmigan) is the source of this 2714-nucleotide messenger RNA. It is a transcript of the gene CBFA2T3, whose product is annotated as CBFA2/RUNX1 partner transcriptional co-repressor 3. Gene Ontology annotation, cellular component: nucleus. Gene Ontology annotation, biological process: DNA-templated transcription; negative regulation of DNA-templated transcription. The record is from RefSeq and is a predicted model, not a curated record. Lineage: Eukaryota; Metazoa; Chordata; Aves; Galliformes; Phasianidae. Gene Ontology annotation, molecular function: transcription corepressor activity.